AUGCAGAAAAUAUUUGAUGGCUAUGAAUUUUAUUUUAUGCUCAAGAAGCAAACUCAUACUCAAGUUCACAUAUUAAUGAAGAGAAUAGAAGAACAAGGAGGAGUUAUUACCGACCUACAACGUGACACAACAACCCACAUUGUUACAAGCAAGGGGAGCAUGUCAGCAAAUCACAUAGUAAAUAAGGAUUGUACACCACAGCAAUAUCAUUUAUGUGUUGAUUGGAUAGCAGAAUGCUUAAAGAAGGGCUUGCAGGUUCCCAAUGAAGGUUUCCAUGUGGUGAGUGUGUUUUAAAUAUGACACUGUCGUUUAAUACAUCAAAGCGAGUACUUGGAUAUUUAGCACUUUUCUAUAAAACACCUUAUAUUUUUCAGCAAUUGGCUUUGGAGGAUGAGCAUCCUUGCAAGUUCCUCAUAAUGAACCCACAUCCAAAAGGCAAAAAACAAAGCCAGAAGAUAAGUUUACAUGUUACACCAAAUAUUAUUCAUUAUUAA
Messenger RNA from Paramuricea clavata, 494 nucleotides. The record is from the annotation of a GenBank genome assembly. Lineage: Eukaryota; Metazoa; Cnidaria; Anthozoa; Malacalcyonacea; Plexauridae.